Molecule: messenger RNA, 1105 nt
Organism: Terrapene triunguis (Three-toed box turtle)
Lineage: Eukaryota; Metazoa; Chordata; Testudines; Emydidae
Product: probable cytosolic iron-sulfur protein assembly protein CIAO1
Exons: 7
Coding region: 1-1020 (339 amino acids)
Biological process (GO): iron-sulfur cluster assembly
Cellular component (GO): cytosolic [4Fe-4S] assembly targeting complex
Molecular function (GO): protein binding
Source: RefSeq, a predicted model, not a curated record
AUGAAGGACUCGCUGUCGCUGCUCGCCAGGAUCCCAGCCCACCCUGACUCUCGCUGCUGGUUCCUGGCCUGGGACCCCUCUGGGACCCUGUUGGCCUCCUGCGGGGGAGACCGCAGCAUCCGCAUCUGGGGCAAGGAGGGGGAUGGCUGGGUGUGCAAGUCGGUGUUGGGCGAGGGGCACCAGAGGACCAUCCGGAAGGUAGCCUGGUCCCCGUGUGGGAGCUACCUGGCUUCAGCCAGCUUUGAUGCCACCACCUGUAUUUGGAAGAAGAGCCAGGAUGAGUUUGAGUGUGUGACCACCCUGGAGGGACAUGAAAACGAGGUGAAGUCCGUAUCCUGGGCCCCAUCCGGCAGCCUCCUGGCCACCUGCAGCCGAGACAAGAGCGUCUGGGUCUGGGAAGUGGACGAAGAGGACGAAUACGAGUGUGUGAGUGUCCUGAACGCCCACACGCAGGAUGUCAAGCACGUGGUCUGGCAUCCCAACCAGGAGCUGCUGGCAUCAGCCAGCUAUGACGACACGGUGAAGCUGUACCGUGAAGAGGAGGAUGACUGGGUGUGCUGUGCCACGCUGGAGGGACAUGAGUCCACGGUGUGGAGCCUUGCCUUCGACCAGAGUGGGGAGCGCCUGGCCUCCUGCAGCGACGACAAGACCGUGCGCAUCUGGCACCAGUACAAACCAGGCAAUGAGCAAGGGGUGGUCUGCAGCGGCGCUGACCCCAGCUGGAAAUGCAUCUGCACCCUGUCUGGCUUCCACACCAGGACCAUUUACGAUGUGGCAUGGUGUCGCCUGACAGGAGCAUUGGCUACAGCCUGCGGAGAUGAUGCUAUCCGCAUAUUUGAGGAAGAGCCGCUGUCAAGUCCCCAGCAGCCCACCUUCGCGCUGACCGCCCACAUGCCCAGGGCUCACUCCCAGGACGUGAACUGUGUGGCCUGGAAUCCCAAGGAGCCGGGGCUGCUGGCUUCAUGCAGCGAUGAUGGAGAAAUGGCGUUUUGGAAGUACCAGCGGCCAGAGGUUUGCUGAGAAACCCAGCAGUGCAGUGACCCCAGCACAGCCACGGGCCCAGGGCUGUUGUGUGCAGCAGCAGCCGUUAAAUGUUUUGCUAAGA